GCACAGUCAGUGUAGCGGUGUCUGACAGACAGCUUUCAGGGGCCAGCAGCUGUCUUGGCUGGAUGAGAGAUCCGGCAGGGGUCGGGGUCGGUCCAAGACGUAUCAGAAGAAUGCUUCUGCAGAAAAGAAGAAGCGGAGUGUCCAGUCAAAGCCUGGAGCUGAAGGUAGAUGAGUUAUUGCUUUUGUUCUCCCUCUAGGAGUCGGGGUACAUGUUUCAACUGUGACUGGACUCAGAGGUGGAGCUGAUAUUUCUAUAAUUCUGUUUUCAUCCAUCGCGUUUCACUGCGAAUUCACUGCACAGCAGCCGGGCUCAGAAUCGUGGAGCAGCAGCCGCAUACCGGCAGCUCUGCCGCCGCCGCCGCUCUGCUUUUCCUUCCAGCGCGUUGGCUCCAGAUGAAAGUGCGGGGAUGCUUUUUCAUUUUUAAAUGACAAGAACGUCUCUGUAGAGGAGGACAAACUUGGAUAAGAUCAAGGAAACAACUGGGAACUGCAUCGUAAAGCAAGAAAUGUGCAUUUGAAAAAGAGUUAUAUAACGGACCCUGGGAAGAGAAGAGGGGUAAAAAGGGAGUCGCACCAGGAGGAGAACCAAAAAAAUCCCCGCAGGUUACUUGAGGUUCUGCUGGCAUGAGGAGCUGGAGGGUCGUUUCCACAUCCAAGGUGUCUGUGCAAUUAGCGAAAAGGGAGGCGGAGGACGGAGGGCACAACUGAAGCCCCGGUCAGAAGAGGCGGUGAUGGCGGGUGUGGGUACCGGGGUUCAGUUCACCCGUGCGCCGACCGCAGCCCUGUCAGCAGCCGCAGCAUGAGGUGGAGGAGAGUCCUUGUCCACCUGAGAUAAAGAACCCCAUGAUGCACUGCCUGGCAGAAGGGUGCAACAAGAGUAAGGGAGAAAAAGUUGGAAGAAGUGAAUAUUGCUUCCCAAGUAGAAAGAACCUUAUCACAACAAUGAUUCUUCUUGGAGCAGACACAGUGGAGGUGACCCUUAUUAUAACCUGAAGAAGACAAGACCCAGUGCGUGACCCUGUUUGUCGGAAGUGCCAAAGAAGACAAGGAGAAGCGUCGCUGGUGAAAGAAUAGUCACCUUCUUUCCACCAGGAGCCCUUUCAACCUUGCUUCAAGCUACACUUAGGGGCUCAACUGUUCUCUUGACUCUUCCAGGAGCCUUGCUCCAACCCAUCUGCCAGCUCAGAUAACCUUCUGAUUGUUGGCAACCACAUGUUUGAGGUGACUGCAUGUGACCACCACCGCCCAUUCUCGAGAAGGAGCAGUGUCUCGCAACCCCAAUCUGCAUCAUGCAGUGGAGACGGCGGCACUUAUGUUCCAUCAAGAUGACCUGGACCAUCAAACGUUCCCUGUUUCGGACCCAUGUGGCUGGUCUGCUCUCCUUGGCUCUACUCUUUACAGUCUUUCUGUUUUUCAGCCACCAGGAAUGGUUGCCAGGGCGCAGUGGGCCUCGUGACUACCCACUGGCUUACACCAUCAGGGGUCUCCGGGCUCCCAAGGGAGAGGCCAACCAGAGCAGCUCCCUGAGGAGCCUGUGGAAGGAGACAGGGUAUGGUGCUCCAAAGCCUCUUCUCAACCUCAGCUCUCAACAGGCAGAGGGAACAGCAGCUGAGCCAGGAGGAGGUGGAGCUGGAGGAGGAUCCAGGACGGGCAUCAUGGGGCUUGGGGACUCCAUGAGCUCUAACAACAGUUUACAGAAGGAGAUGGAUGUUGGGGAGAAGCUUAGUGCUCAGCCCUACCGCUACAUCCUGAAUGAGCCUUACAAGUGCAGGGACAGUACGCCCUUCCUCAUCCUCCUCAUUGCUGCUGAGCCUAGACAGGCUGAUGCACGCAACGCAAUCCGGCAGACAUGGGGAAAUGAGAGUGUAGCUGGGGGCCUGGGAUUCGUCCGACUUUUUCUUCUCGGUACAGGAAAGAGUUCAGAUGCCUUCCUUCAAAGUAGCAUUGAAGAAGAGAGCCGUAUUUACCAUGAUAUCAUUCAACAGGACUAUCAGGACACCUACUACAACCUAACCACCAAAACCUUGAUGGGCAUGAACUGGGUAGCCACCUACUGCCCACGUGUCUCCUAUGUGAUGAAGACGGACAGUGACAUGUUCGUCAAUACAGAGUAUCUCAUCCAAAAGCUGCUAAAACCCGAAUUGCCCCCCAAACAGAAGUAUUUUACAGGCUAUCUAAUGAGGGGCUAUGCACCAAACCGAAACAAGGACAGCAAGUGGUACAUGCCACCAGAGCUUUAUCCAAGCGAGCGCUACCCAAUAUUUUGCUCAGGCACAGGAUACGUGUUCUCAGGGGACAUGGCCGAGUUGAUCUAUCAGGCCUCGCUAAGCAUACGCAGGCUGCAUCUGGAGGAUGUGUAUGUAGGGAUCUGCCUGGCAAAGUUACGCAUAGACCCUUCACCCCCUCCCAAUGAGUUCCUCUUCAACCAUUGGCGAGUCUCUUAUUCCAGUUGCAAGUACAGCCACCUGAUCACAUCCCAUCAGUUUCAGCCCAAUGAACUCAUUAAGUACUGGAACCAUUUGCAGACCAACAAGCACAAUGCCUGUGUCAAUACGGCCAAGGAGAAGAACGGCAGACACAGACAUCGAAAGCUUCAUGGGGAGAGGCUUCCAUGAUGAAUCCUGUGACAACAGCUCACUUAAGGAAGUAAAAGAUCUUGUGCAAAGAAGGGAACAUUGAACUCGGCACAAUAUUUAAAAAAGCACAUUGUUUUUGGUAUUAUGUACAGUUUAUGAGCCAACUUAUUUUUUUAUUUUUGAAAGAGUUAUUGUAAAUCUAUGGAGCUAUUUCCGACAGGAAGAAUAGGGGACAUGAUUGUGUGAUGCACAAAGAAAGCUGCAGCUCAAAAGUGGGGUUUUGGAUAAUUCAGGUGCCAACAGUUGGGUGGCAAUUCCUGCUCUUCUCUCAAGGGCAGUGCAGUAUGUCAGUCUAUGAUGUUUAAAGAGAUGGGUUAAAAAAACCACCACUGUGUUUACACAGACAAAAGGAAAUGUACAUUUAUUUUGAAAAAUUACACUACCUAAAUAUGAAUGAAUGAUAUAAAUCGUUUAACACUGACCAGUUAUGCUGCCCUGUUUCUCAGUGUUUACUUUACAGAUCUAUCAAAGUACACUAAAAGUGGUUUUCUUGUCAUCUAAUGUAUUUUAUUUUUCAAAGGAUUCAUAUAAAGCACCACAAUCACAUCAGAAAUGACUGAGAUUGUAUUUUAUAAAGCUUUACAUUGAGUACUACUCUGCACUUAAGUAAAUGUGCAAUGACUCAGUUAAAAAACUAAAAAUAAAUGUACUGAAUUCA
Molecule: messenger RNA, 3294 nt
Organism: Xiphophorus maculatus (southern platyfish)
Lineage: Eukaryota; Metazoa; Chordata; Actinopteri; Cyprinodontiformes; Poeciliidae
Gene: b3galt2
Product: beta-1,3-galactosyltransferase 2-like
Exons: 3
Coding region: 1290-2615 (441 amino acids)
Cellular component (GO): membrane
Molecular function (GO): N-acetyl-beta-D-glucosaminide beta-(1,3)-galactosyltransferase activity
Source: RefSeq, a predicted model, not a curated record